Molecule: messenger RNA, 660 nt
Organism: Oldenlandia corymbosa var. corymbosa
Lineage: Eukaryota; Viridiplantae; Streptophyta; Magnoliopsida; Gentianales; Rubiaceae
Source: the annotation of a GenBank genome assembly
AUGGUUGAUGAUCAGUUGGUUUUGGUCGAUUUGGUGAUAGAGAAGCUGAAUGAUCACAGAAUUAUUAGUGGCCAACUAGUUGAUGUUCAAGCUAUUAAAGGAGGCCUCUUGUUCUUGAGAUCUCUCUUAGGAGACAUUGAGGAGUUGUGCCAUCAACAUGAGGUGCUCGAAUCUCUCUGGGAUCACAUUUUAACAGUGGCAUACAAGGUGGAGUGUUUCAUUGACCGUCUCCAUCAUCAGGUUCGUGGUGCUGGUCUCAUAGAAGCUCUUUCGGUAGUUACAUCGGCGUCCAUCAUAAAAGACAUCGAGGACGUUAAGGCAGAUGUCUUGACUCAUUCUGGUAACAGAGGUCGAAUGGAAGUCGAGGAAGUAACCAAGACUACAUAUGCUCAUGUUCCACUGCCAAGGACUCCUUCAACCACUAAUGAAGUCGUGGGUUUUGAUGAGGACGCAGUUUCAAUUCUGAACCGUGUUCAGAGAGGAUCGAAGCAUUUGAAAAUCAUUGCCAUUGUGGGUAAAAUGGCGGGAUUAGGUAAGACCACAUUGGCUGCAAAAGUGUACAAUGAUCCUUCCAUUCUGCUUCACUUUUCCAUUCGUGCAUGGGCUCCUAUCUCUCAAUCAGUGGACAAGGGCAAAGUGUUACUUGAUCUCCUCAAUUAA